Messenger RNA from Sphenostylis stenocarpa, 1347 nucleotides. NCBI's taxonomy places the organism in Eukaryota, Viridiplantae, Streptophyta, Magnoliopsida, Fabales, Fabaceae. The record is from the annotation of a GenBank genome assembly.
AUGGAGGCCUUGAAGUUAUUCAAGGAGAGAAUCAAUAAUCACAAGGAGAAAUUACUUUCCCUGGCCUCUAAUUCGGCAGACAUUCAGGCAAAAUAUGGCCCUUCACUCCGCCAUAUAACACCAGCAGUCCUCGCCGCUUACCGCUUCUGUUAUUGCCGCUGGAUUGGCAGUAGAGCUAUUGGACUUGGAGUUGAUCAAAAAAUGCAUGCAAAUAAACCUUAUACAAAUGAUGAAAGGUAUAAGAGAAUAUUAAUGAGUUUGGAGGUUCUCGCGAAAAGGAUGGGUAUAUACGAUCCAUUCCAUCAAGUGAACAUGUGGGGUGACAGCUUUAAAAUUGAUGGAAGCUUGAAUUCAAUUGCUUCCCCAAUGUUCAUGAUGAAGCCCGGCAUGCAGAACAAGUCUGAAUGUACUCCUCAUGAAUCAAGGGAACCUUCUGGAGAUGAUCAAGAGAAUGACAAAGCUGAUAGUAAGGUGCUAAGACGUCAAGCUCAAAAUCGUGAGGCUGCUCGAAAGUGUCGGCAGCGGAAGAAGGCUUAUGUUCAACAAUUAGAAACAAGCCGUGUGAAGCUCGUGCAAUUGGAGUUGGAGAUUGAGAAAGCAAAAAAUCAGGGUAUGUACAUACGCAGUGCACCAGAUGUUAGUUAUAUGGGAUCAUCCGGAACAAUGAACCCAGGGAUAACCUUGUUUGAACUUGAAUAUGGACAAUGGAUUGAAGAGCAAGAUAGACAGAAUGUAGAACUGAGAAAUGCAUUACAAACUCAUGAAUCUGAUAUGCAGCUUCAUCUACUUGUUGAGAGUUGCUUGAGCCACUACUCAAAUCUUUUCAGGAUGAAAGCAGAGGCAGCAAAGGCUGAUGUCUUUUAUUUGAUAUCUGGUGCAUGGAAAACAUCAGUGGAACGCCUUUUCCUUUGGAUUGGAGGAUCUCGUCCAUCACAGCUUCUACAUAUUAUUGUACCGCAGCUUGAACCUUUGACUGAUCAACAAAUUGUGAGAAUUAACAACCUCCGGCGUUCAUCUCAGCAAGCUGAAGAUGCUCUUUCACUAGGAUUGGACAAACUCCAGCAGAGUCUAGUCCACAACAUACCAUCAGAUCCCUUGGUUUUAGGACACUACGGGUUUGAGAUGGCUGCUGCCAUGGACAAAGGUGAAGCACUGGAAGGUUUUGUAAACCAGGCAGAUCACCUUAGGCAACAAACACUGCUUCACAUGUCAAGGAUCCUGACAAGUAGGCAAGCUGCUCAAGGCUUGCUGGCUAUGGGGGAAUACUUCCAUCGUCUUCGCACUCUUAGUUCUUUAUGGACUGCUCAGUCAUGUGAUCCUUCCUUUUCCACUCACCUCUCAAACUGA